Molecule: messenger RNA, 1041 nt
Organism: Saccharomyces mikatae IFO 1815
Lineage: Eukaryota; Fungi; Ascomycota; Saccharomycetes; Saccharomycetales; Saccharomycetaceae
Gene: STE50
Product: Ste50p
Exons: 1
Coding region: 1-1041 (346 amino acids)
Biological process (GO): signal transduction
Source: RefSeq, a predicted model, not a curated record
AUGGAGGACGAGAAACAAGUCAACAAUGAGGGUAUGAAUGAUAUUUCACCGGAGCUGGACGUUAAUGGCACGAUAUUAAUAAAUAAUGAAGACUUUUUCCAGUGGUCUGUUAAUGAUGUAAUCACUUGGUGUAUAUCCACGCUGGAGGUGGAAGAAACCGAUCAAUUAUGCCAGAAACUACGAGAAAAUGAUAUUGUAGGGGACCUUUUGCCGGAAUUGUCCUUAGAGGAUUGCCAAGAAUUGUGUGAAGGGAAUCUGAAUAAGGCUAUAAAAUUCAAAAUACUGAUCAAUAAGCUAAGGGUCACUAAAUUAGAGUGGAAGGACGAGAAGACUCAAGAGGAUAUGGUAACGGUGUUGAGAAACUUGUACACCACUACAUCUGCUAAAUUGCAAGAAUUUCAAUCGCAGUACACGAGGUUGAGGAUGGACGUCUUGGAGAUAAUGAAAACUAGCUCGAACUCUUCGCCCAUCAAUACGCAUGGGCCUUCCAAUACAGCGCCUUCGUCCAACAACACAAUCAUACCUACAAACGACGGUGUGACUCUUCCACAAACAGACUAUUUCGAUACAGUGCAUCACCGACAAUCGCCGUCGAGAAGAGAAUCACCGGUGACGGUAUUUAGGCAGCCUAGUCUCUCUCGUUCAAAAUCUUUGCUCAAGGAUAGCAAGAACAAAGUACCACAAAUAUCGACAAACCAAACUCAUCCAUCUUCAACCUCAACAGCAAAUACACCGGGACCGUCACCUAACGAGGCAUUAAAGCAGUUGCGUGCGUCUAAAGAGGACUCAUGCGAAAGAAUCUUGAAGAAUGCAAUGAAGAGACAUAAUCUGGCCGAUCAGGAUUGGAGGCAAUAUGUUUUGGUUAUUUGCUAUGGGGAUCAAGAGAGGCUGUUGGAAUUGAACGAAAAGCCUGUAAUCAUAUUCAAGAACUUAAAGCAACAGGGCUUGCAUCCAGCCAUUAUGUUAAGAAGAAGAGGGGAUUUUGAAGAAGUAGCAAUGACAAACGGAAGUGACAAUAUUACCCCUGGUGGAAGACUCUGA